Molecule: messenger RNA, 558 nt
Organism: Oppiella nova
Lineage: Eukaryota; Metazoa; Arthropoda; Arachnida; Sarcoptiformes; Oppiidae
Source: the annotation of a GenBank genome assembly
AUGAGGUCUUCCAGUUGGGCGCCUGCGAGCGCUGUCGUCGCAAAGACCGCGACCGACUCUUCCUCCAACACGGCGAGUGCUCUCAUUGUGCACUCUGUGGCCGAGUACGUCGUGCGCCGCCAUCACGUGAUUCCCAUCGUGUGGGACGACAUGUUGCGACAGAUGACGACAGACGUCGUGCGCGAGUCGGGCCUCCCGGCGCUCGGCGUCGAACUCAUGGUCUGGUCGUACGUCAAAGACAUCUACCGUUUCAUUCCGUACUCCCAAUGGACGCAAUUCGCCGCUCUCUUUCCGCGCGUUUGGAUCGCCUCCGCCUUCAAAGGUGCCUUCGGAGAGACGCUGACGGUUCCGAACGCACGCUGGCAUCUCGAAAACAACAUGGCGUGGCUGUCGGUGGCGCGCGAACAACGCUCCCAUUUCGCCGAAGUCCGCGGUCUCGUGCUCACGGGUUGGCAGCGCUAUGAUCAUUUGGCGGCACUUUGCGAACUGCUUCCGGCGGCCAUCCCUUCGCUCGCGCUUUCGCUCAUUUCCGUCACUUUCGGCGCCUUUGACUCGAAA